AUGGCGACCCAGCACGCCAGCCUCAAGCGGCUGCGCCCGCCGCUCUCCGGUUUCAUUGUCGACGGCUUCAACUUUUGCGAGGCCGACGUGCGGCACUACCUGCUAACGCAUGCGCACAGCGACCACACCUGCGGCCUGCACGCGUCCUUUGACCUCGGGACCGUCUACUGCUCCUCGGUCACCGCGCGAGUGCUGCGCGCCACGAUUGGGUUGCCGGAGAAGCGGAUCACCACCAUCGACGUUGGCCAGUCGAUCGAGGUCGAGGGCGUCCAGAUCACCGCCCUCGACGCCGGCCACUGCCCCGGCUCGCUCAUGUUCCUGCUCGAGCACCUCGCCACUGGCCACACCGCGCUGCACACCGGAGAUAUGCGCGCCUCGCAGCCCAUCCGCGAGGCGGUACGCGUGCACGUGAUGCCACUCUCCGCGGGCGUGGAGGCGCACGAGGCGAUGGGUGCGCUGCUCCAGAGGCACGGCGAGCGCUACGCCGCCGUGGUGACGUUUCGGCCGACGGGGUGGGCGUACUCCAAGUCGGAUGAGGCGGGUCUCCCCAAGCCGUGGGUCGAGGGGGCGGGCACCACGCGCAUGUACGGAGUGCCGUACUCUGAGCACUCUUCGUGGGAGGAGCUGCAGGCCUUCGUCGCGGCGCUGCGGCCGCGCGCCCUCGUGCCGACUGUCAACGCCGACACCGCACGGGACAGGGAGAGGCUGCAGGCGGCGUACGCGCACGCGAUGGACCUGGCCGCAGACAAGGGCCGCCUCGACUGGCACUUUCGGCGGCGCCCCUCCUCCGCGGUUGGCGCCUCCAGCUCCAGCGACAUCGGAGGCGGCGGAGGCACUGGCGGCGGCGGC
Messenger RNA from Emiliania huxleyi CCMP1516, 849 nucleotides. RefSeq lists its product as hypothetical. Gene Ontology annotation, molecular function: 5'-3' DNA exonuclease activity; damaged DNA binding. The transcript is spliced from 4 exons. The record is from RefSeq and is a predicted model, not a curated record. The annotation marks the transcript as partial. Gene Ontology annotation, biological process: protection from non-homologous end joining at telomere; double-strand break repair via nonhomologous end joining; interstrand cross-link repair. Lineage: Eukaryota; Haptophyta; Isochrysidales; Noelaerhabdaceae.